AUGAAGCGGAAGGCGACGACCACCGAUGGACCACCACGUAAGUAUCCGAAUUACGGUACUAUUCUCGACGAGAGUGACGUAACUAUUACUCUUAUCCAGGAGGCUCUAGAGUUGAUUCCUCUUUUAGACGACGUCAAUUUAAGACGUUCAUUCGUUGGGAGAUGGAUUGUAGAAUGCUCACAACAUGAAAACGUGUUAUCGAGCAUUCUCAAGUCGAUGUACUUUACACAUCAAAAGAAAAGAUGUGUGAGCAUUCUACAAUCCAUCAUUAGACUUCGCGCAUUAUUUGAGUCCCAUAUUGUAGAUGGCGCUGGAAUCGGUGAUCCAGAUAUAAAUAAACGUGUGCGCUGGGAAGAAUGUGAGAGUGCGUUUGCGUGUAGACUGUACACUAAUGUAAUUCUAAAUCUUGUACACAUUGAUAUAAGCGCGUUUUUAGACGAUGGGUCCACACUGUUUCAAGACCAUAUUAGAGGUGCUUUAAAUAAGAAUGGACCCAUCGUCGUGUACGGCGUACUUAUCGCAAACUUCAAGAGGGUGGAGAAUGACGAAGAAGUUGUAAAGCCGAUUCCUUUUGGAACCAAGGCCAACAACAUCUUCCCUACGACCCUUUUAGAUGAUUGGUUCGAGCAGUACAUUAAACAGCCGAUUCUACAUAGUGUUGAAGAGUUUUACGCCAAAGGUUCAAAUUGGAACCUACAGUCAAUUAUAAAGCUUGAAAUCAAUGUAAAUAAGUAUAAUCCGAUGCGUGCGAGCUCAUACAUUGAUCUACCCUCACAAAUUAAAAGAAAACAAGCCUGUAUUAACGUGCAAAACAAAGAUAAUGAGUGUUUUAAGUGGGCGGUACUCUCAGCCUUACACCCAAAUGUAGUGAGAAAUGAUCGAGUUUCGAAUUAUAAAGAAUUUGAAAAUGAGUUAAAUUUUGACGGUAUAGAUUUCCCAGUAACGUUGAAAAAUGUCUCAAAAUUUGAAAAGUUAAAUAAUAUUUCGAUUAACGUCUAUGGUUUAUCAAAAUAUUAUGGGGACUUUACAACACAUCCCCUUCAUCUCUCUGCUGAAAAAAGAGAUAAACAUGUGAAUCUCUUAUACGUAGCUGACAUGUAUGCAGAUGAGAGUGUUGAGGAGAAUGUAAUAUGUGAUGAAGGUGAUUUUAUGAAUUUUCAUUAUGUAUGGAUAAAAGAUCUAUCGCGACUUGUAUCGAAACAAUUAUCUAAAAAGAAAUGUAAAAAACAUAUCUGUGACAGAUGCUUACACUACUUUUCAUCUGUAGAUAGACUGAAUGUACAUCUCGAAAAUUGUAAAAAAAUGAAUGAGUGUAAAAUUAAAUUACCGACGCCUGACAAGAGUCUGAUCACAUUUAAAAAUUUUAAGAACAAAGAAAAGGUGCCAUAUGUAAUUUACGCCGACUGUGAAAGUCUACUUCUUCCAGCGGAUGAAGAUGUAGACAAUUUAAGUAAGACUGAAGUCUUCCAGCGUCACAAAUUGUUAUGCAUCGGAUAUUAUAUCAAAUGUAGCUACGACGAAUCAUUAUGUAAAUAUGUACCGUGUCCGAAAAAUGAAUCUGACCCUGCGAAAUGGUUUGCUGAGAAGUUAAAGCAGAUUGCAGAGAAAAUGAAUAAAGUUUUUAAAAAUCCGUUACCGAUGACUGCAUUAACUCCUCAAGAAAUCAAUGAUUUUAAGCGAGCGACAAUCUGUCACAUUUGUCAUCAGAAAAUACCGGCAAGCGAAAAGAAAGUCCGCGAUCACUGUCACCUUACUGGCAAAUAUAGGGGUGCUGCCCAUGAAUCGUGCAAUCUAAACUAUCAAGAUUGUCAAACGAUCCCCGUAGUAUUUCACAACCUAAGUGGCUAUGACGCCCAUUUUAUAAUUCACGCGAUUUCGACGAGCUUUGAAGGAAAAAUUGACCUCCUCCCCAUUAACAAAGAGAACAUCCCUAGAGAAACUCGCAUCGUACCUAGUACGGUGACAGAUCCGGAAAAAAUUAAAUUAUUGACGCGCAAGGGUGUAUUCCCUUAUGAGUACUUUGACUCGAAAAGUAAGUUAGAUGAGACAGAAUUGCCCCCGAUCGAGAAAUUUUAUAGUACGCUUUAUGAUGCCGGUAUUUCUGAUGACGAGUAUGCGCAUGCGCAAAAUGUAUGGACCGAGUUUGACUGUAAAAAUCUAUAUGACUAUGUCCAUUUGUAUAUGAAAACCGAUGUAUUGUUACUUGCGGACGUCUUUGAAAAUUUCCGAGUAGAAUGUGUAAAAGCGUAUGGUUUAGAUCCUGCCCACUACUACACAACCCCCGGUUUAACUUGGGAUGCUAUGCUCAAGUACACGAGCAUAGGAUUGCAACUAAUAACCGAUAUCGAUAUGAUUAUGUUUGUUAAGUCUGGUAUUAGAGGUGGCGUUAGCCAAUGUUGCAACCGAUAUACUAAAGCAAAUAAUCCGUAUAUGGAGAAAUUUGACAAAAAUGAAGAUACAAGCUAUAUUAUGUACUUCGAUGCCAAUAAUCUAUAUGGCUGGGCAAUGGCUCAAGCGCUCCCUUAUGGCGGCUUCAAAUGGGUUGAUAAUGUCGACAACUCCUUCGAUUUUAAUGUGCCUGACGAUUCACCUGUUGGGUACAUACUCGAAGUUGACUUGGAGUAUCCUGAAAAUCUCCACGAUACUCACAAAGAUAUGCCAUUUUGCGCAGAAAAUGCGAAACCACCCCUCUCGAAACAGGAGAAAUUAUUAACAACUCUCCAACCAAAAGAAAAAUAUGUGAUCCACUACCGCACUUUAAAACAAGUUGUCGCCAACGGCAUUAAGCUUGUUAAAAUUCAUCGAGUCUUACAGUUUAAGCAAUCAACAUGGCUUAAACCAUAUAUAGACUAUAAUACGAUGAUGCGAACCAACGCCAAGAAUGAGUUCGAGAAAAAUUUGUUCAAGCUCAUGAACAAUGCGGUAUACGGUAAAACAAUGGAAAAUGUCCGUAAACAUGUCGACAUUAAGCUUGUCACCCAAUGGUUUGGCCGCUAUGGAGCUGAAGCCCUUAUUUCUCGCCCGAAUUUCCAUAGUCGAGCGAUAUUCGACAAAAAUCUGGUUGCCAUUGAACUGUGUAAAACCGAGGUACUACUCAACAAACCAAUCUAUGUGGGGUUAAGUGUGCUUGAUGUAUCCAAAACGCUAAUCUACGAUUUUCACUACGGGUAUAUGUUAAAAAAUACGGCGACAAUUGUAAACUGA
Leptopilina heterotoma is the source of this 3204-nucleotide messenger RNA. RefSeq lists its product as uncharacterized. The coding region runs from base 1 to 3204 and encodes 1067 amino acids. Lineage: Eukaryota; Metazoa; Arthropoda; Insecta; Hymenoptera; Figitidae. The transcript is spliced from 2 exons. The record is from RefSeq and is a predicted model, not a curated record.